Messenger RNA from Alosa sapidissima (American shad), 7473 nucleotides. Its product is annotated as phosphofurin acidic cluster sorting protein 1-like. Gene Ontology annotation, biological process: protein localization to plasma membrane. Lineage: Eukaryota; Metazoa; Chordata; Actinopteri; Clupeiformes; Clupeidae. The record is from RefSeq and is a predicted model, not a curated record. Gene Ontology annotation, molecular function: transmembrane transporter binding.
GUCUUUAACAAGAGGCGUAGCUCUCCGACCAGAGCUGUGUGUGCUAGUCGGUGGGGAGAAAUUUCCGCUUCCUCCACCGAUACAACAUCCACAGCAACUUGAGAAAGGACUUCCACCCAGAGUCCUUCGUUAAGCAGCAGCAUUGUAGGCUAAACGUUAAUCGCGAGACUCGAAUAAAGCUUGGAGUCAAGGGGAUUUUUAAACUUUGUAUUUGCCUUAGACGAUUGGUUUCCCCGCUGUUGGCAGAACGACGGGGUUUUAAAGAGCAGAGAUACAAAGCGCACGAGCACCGCUGGUUUAAAAAGGCACGCAUACCUCCAGCAUGGAGCGCGGGGGGCUCCCGAAGACUGGAGGUGUUCCGUCACCGCAACCCUCCAAGCCGGUCACGAUCACCUCGAAUCGUCCGGUGCAGAUGAACCUGUAUGCAACGUGGGAAGUGGACCGAUCUUCGCCGAGCUGUGUCCCGAGGUUGUUCAACCUGACUCUGAAGAAGCUGGUGAUGCUGAAGGAGUUGGACAAGGACCUGACGUCUGUGGUCAUCGCUGUCAAACUCCAGGGAUCGAAACGCAUUUUACGCUCCAAUGAGAUCCUGCUGUCUUCGGCUGGGCUUACCGAGACAGACCUGCAGCUCACUUUCUCUUUGCAGUACCCCCACUUCCUGAAGCGCGACGCUAACAAGCUGCAGAUCAUGCUGCAGCGCCGCAAGCGCUACAAGAACCGCACCAUCCUGGGCUACAAGACAUUAGCACUGGGCCUCAUCAACAUGGCCGAGGUGAUGCAGCACCCCACUGAAGGGGCCCAGGUUCUGGGGCUCCACAGCCAGCUGAAGGAGGCCUCAGUGCCUGUGGCGGAGGUGCGCGUCUACAGCCUGUCCAGUCAGCCCAUCGACCAACCCAGAGCCAAGACGUCCGAUCGCUCUCCUGACAUUGAUAACUAUUCAGAGGAGGAGGAGGACAGCUUCUCCUCGGAACCAGAGGGCAGCGAUGAUCCCGUCCAUGGACAGUAUCUCUUUGACGAGGAGGAUGAGGUGAGAAAGAAAAAGCCACGGCGCAAGCUGACGCCCAACGCCUCCAUAACCAGACAACCCAACAUCAAGCAGAAGUUUGUGGCUUUGUUGAAGAGGUUCAAAGUCCCGGAUGAGGUGGGCUUUGGUCUGGAGCACGUGUCCCAUGAGCAGAUCCAGGAGGUGGAGGAGGAUCUGGACGAGCUCUACGACAGCCUGGAGCUCUACAACCCCAGCGACAGCGGCCCCGAGAUGGAGGAGACCGACAGCAUCCUCAGCACCCCCAAACCCAAACUCCGACCUUUCUUUGAGGGCAUGUCACAGUCCAGUUCCCAGACGGAGAUCGGCAGCCUGAACAGCAAAGGAAGUCUACCGAGAGACCUCUUCAGCCCGGGGGAGCAGCCUCCGUCGGACAGGAUGAAGCAUUCGCAGUCACGCACGCGCAACCUGGAGGAGACACUGUCUGAGGGUGACGCCCUGGAUCUGGGAGAGCCAGAGCUGUGUUCAGAGGGGCCCAGUAUCACUGUGUCGUCAGCAGACAAACACAAAUCACCCAUGAAGACCAACCGGAGCGAGAGUCAGCCAACCAUACCCUCGCCCAGACUGGAGGGCGUACACACUCCCCGUCACAAGCGUGGCGGCAGCACCCCGAUGAAGGAGCGGCAGCUCUCCAAGCCACCGAGCGAACGAGCCAACAGCUCAGACAGCGAGAGGUCACCAGAGCUCGCACAUACGCAGGUACUGCGGAAGGCAGUGUAUGAUCAGCUGAAUCAGAUCCUGGUCUCAGAUGCUGUAUUGCCUGAGAGUCUCAUCAUGGUCAAUGCCACAGAUUGGCAAGGACAGUUUGUGGCGGAGCAGUUGCAGGCCCAGAGGCAGCCGGUGGUGUGUACGUGCUCGGGAGCAGAGGUCCAGGCUGUCCUGUCUGCAGUGCUCACACGCAUCCAAAAAUUUUGUAACUGUAACUCCUCCAUGCCGAGGCCAGUGAAGGUAGCUGUGGUGGGUGGUCAGUCCUAUCUCGGCUCCAUCUUGCAGUUCUUCGUCUCCCAACUGGCCAACAAGACCUCCGAUUGGCUGAGUCACAUGAGGUUCCUGGUGGUGCCGCUGGGUUCACACCCCGUGGCAAAGCACCUUGGCGCCCUCGACAACCGAUACAGUUCCUGUUUCUUAGACGGAGCCUGGAGAGAACUGUUCAGCCGCACAGAACCUCCCCAGACAGACAUUGUUGAUGUGGCCAGUCGGAUCGGCCAGUACGUCAGUGGAGCCUCUCUCACACACCAACUGCCUAUUGCUGAGGCCAUGCUAACCUGCAAGCACCGAAUGCGUGAGGAGGACUCUUACCAAAAGUUUAUUCCCUUCAUUGGGGUGGUGAAGGUUGGGUUGAUUGAGCCUGGACAGUCCUCCACAGGCGACGCAGAGGAGGGCGUGGCUGUGACCUUGGCCGUCCCCUCCACAUCUCCGCCCUCUCACGGCUCGCCCGCCAGUCUCAGAGAGACGGCCACGCCCCCCUCCUCCCCAUCAAUGGGAGGGGUGCUGAAUGUCCAGGGGAGUCCCAGCAUGCCUCACGCCAUGGACGCCAUCGGCCUGCAGGUGGACUACUGGCUGGCCUCUCUGGCCGACAAGCGGCGUGAGGGGGAGCGCCGCGACACCGGCUGCAAGAACACACUCAAGUGCGCCUUCCGCUGCCUGCAGGUCAGCCGCCUGCCACCAGGGGGAGCCAGCGAGGCGCACGCGCAGGUCAGCACCAUGGCCAUGAGUGUGGUGACCAAAGAGAAGAACAAGAAAGUCCCGCAGAUCUUCCUUGGCAAGAAGCCGCGUGAGAAGGAGAUGGACUCCAAGAGCCAGAUGAUCGAGGGCAUCAGCCGUCUCAUCUGCUCUGCAAAACAGCAGCCAACCAUCCUCAGAGUGUCCAUAGACGGCGUGGAGUGGAACGACGUCAAGUUCUUCCAGCUGGCUGCUCAGUGGCCCACACAUGUCAAGUACCUUCCCGUGGGCCUCUUCGGCUAUAGCAAGCCGCCCUCUUAAGGCCGGCCUCCUCUUCCCGCCCGUCAAAUCCCCCCCUGCCAACCGGGAUGCCUGUCAGCCAAUCAUAGCAGAACUGCAAGGGCCGGCCUUGUGUAUUGUUUUUGUUUUUAUUUGUGUCCCGUUGAAUCGUUGCUCCUUGGAAUUCUGUGGAGUUUUUAUUUGGCUAUGGGAUGGGGCAUAUAGAUCCCGAUUGUUUGUGUGUGUGUGUGUGUGUGUGUGUGUGUGUGUGUGUGUGUCUGUGUGUGUGUGUCUGUGUGUGUGUGUCUGAAUCAAGUGUGAGGUGGAUAUAUAGCGCUUUGUCACUUUAAUUUAUUUUAAAAAGAGCCCCCCCACACCCCCAGUCCUCUAUGAUGCUCGUACUGAGCGUACCUUUAUGGGGCAAUGGGAGGGAACAGAGCACAAGAAAAGAACAAUACUGCCGAUCAGCCAAAUGCCAAUCCCUCAUAAUGUAGCAUGACCUAAAAGCAGCAAAAGCUUCCCAACAGCAAGCCCUUAAUGGCAGAUUACUCACAGUCAUGUACUACAACUGAGCUCCAACAGCAAGAGCCUCUCUCUUUCUUUGUCUCUCUCUCUCUCUCUCUCUCUCUCUCUCUCUCUCUCUCUCUCUCUCUCUUUCUUUCUUUCUCUCUCUCUCAUGCUCUCCCACUCUAUCUCUCACUCUCUCUCUAUCUCCUGCUUUGUGUCCAAGACCUGCAUGUUGUCCCCUAUGACCGUUAUCUCUGAGCAGCAGUAUAUCCUACUGGGAACUUUCUCGGAUGUGGUUUUUAAAUAUGACCACCAUUUACUGCAUGUCUGGGACUCACUCACUUGUUGGAGUCCCUUAUGGCCACAGAUUCUCAGAUUUGUCAUUUGUUUUGUCCAAGGCCCCUGUCUGUUGGUGGAGUUUAGUUUAACCAGUGAAUCUGUCCGUAUGUUUUUUCCGUUUUUAAAAGUGUUUUCCGUUUUUAAAAGUGGCCUUUUUUUAAAGAAAAAAAAACAAAACAAGAUCCUUUAAGUCAUUUUUUCCCUUGUUUAACUACUCCAAAGAUCACAGUUUAUGCGAAUGUAGACUAAAACAGUUGACAGUACUUGUGUAGUUGGGCAGUUGGUGUUGAUGGGGACAUCAAACAAAAUGGCUGCCCUCUCUAAGAAAGAGACCUGUCACUCAAAGAUGGGUAGCAAGGGCUGAGGCUGGUGGAUGACACAUGACGUGACUCCCUAUUAAGGGUGUCCUUCACAAGGAACACCCAUAGGAGACCAAGUGUUAGUUCACACAUAAAGUCAGUAUUUUUCAUGCUUUUGUUUAUGUAGUGUUAAAACUUUUUUAUUUGUAUAAUGUUUGCGAUGAGAUUUUGUUUGUCUGCUUUUUUUUUCGUAGGCGGGCCUUUGGCUUAGGGUUUUGCACAGGUGAACUGGGGCUGGCACCCUAUUGGUUGUUUCGCUAUGCACUUAAUCCAAUCACAGCUUUUCCCGUGUGUAUCUAUAGGUUAUGUGAACCACCCAAAGCACAACAUAUGUUGCUGUAGCAACUUUAACCCCCUCCCUCCAACAUCCACACACACACCCACACCCACACACACUGUCCCCCACCCAUACACACACUUACACAUCAGCAAGGGCGCGGGAACAUUGUUUGGCAGCUCUAGACAUGUCCAUGUGGCCGUUGUAUGUGGGGAUAUUGUGAUCCGUUCUGUCCAUGUUCAGUGACUAGUGUGGACAUAAAAAUGUGGAAACAAAAUGUUAAAAGUCGUUAAAAUUGUAGUUGUGAAACAAAAGACAAAUAUCUAUGGACACGUUGUGCCAACUAAGAUACAGUGUACGUGUGUGUUUGUGUGUGUGUGUGUGUGUGUGUGUGUGUGUGUGUGUCUGUUGUGAGGUUUAGUAUGUGUCUGUUGUGAGGUUUAGUACGUGUGUAUGUGUGUAUUUUGUUUAGUUUUUAAGGUGUGAAAUUUUAGCCUUUGGUGUGCCCUGGUAUGUGACUCCCUGGUACCCUGUGGUAACCCUUAGCAACGGAUUACAGCAGGCAAGCCACCACGACCUUGUACGUGUCGAAAGAAUUUGACCUCUCCCUUUAAUCAACAAUGUCCAAAUAACACAACUUGCCCAUCAUAGAGAUGGGCAUGACCUGAAUGUACUUCUCCUAUUUAUGUAUGUGUGUGUGUGUGUGUGUGUGUGUGUGUGUCCGUGCGUUUGUGUUUGUCUAACAGCUUGCCUGCAAUAGAAUGCACAGGCCUCUCUUACGCACCUACCCACACACACACACACACACACACACACACACACACACACACACCUGUGACCUUUAAAAACGACACACUCCGGUGACAGUGAUGGCUUGACCAGGGGUCGUCUCCAGGGCAACCCAGUCUCUCCCAUGUGGCACAUGAUAAAGUAUUAUUUGAGGGAAAGAAAAUACGAAUGAAAGUAUUAAUCUUCUAAUGGGUCAAUAUGUUCCAUCAGUGUCCGGAAGGGAGAGUGGUGUUGAGUUACAGCCUCUGCAGUAUUGCGGCGGAAUGGAGACACUCUCCUUCCCUUUACCCUCUGUCUGUCACUUAAUGUCACACUAUCAUGUAGUUCUCGCACAAAGACACUUGGAGCUCACCAGACACUCAGUAUGUCCAUUCACAUUCUCUUUCUUUCUUUCUUUCUUUCUUUGUACUGUUUGCCAUGGUGCUCCUGAAGAUGUGUGCUCCUUCUCAAUAGGAGGCCUGACAUGGAUGGUGGGUUUCCGUUAUCUAAUUUAAAAGCCCACAAAUCCAUGUUCUUCAAGGGGGGGAAGCAAACACAGGGGCCCAAACUAGCCCUUGCCCUAUAAUGGAAAGACUCUUAGGAUAUUAACUGCUUCAAUUAGUCCACCAUGUUAAUCAUUAUGUUUGGCUGAUUCUUCCCCUCCUACCAGGGUGUAGAAUGAGAGUGGAGUGGAGACAUUACUGUUGCUAAUGUUAUAAUGUGAAGGAUCAGUUCCCCACCAGGGAAAAUUACAGCCAACAGCCUUUACUUAAUUACUCCACCUCUUUGCCAAGUCUGAGGAUUCAGUGGCAGAAUUGUCUGAUUGUGGUACAAGUAACUACCACACUCUCUCUGUCACUCCUCCCCUCCCACCCUCUCUUUCUGUUUCGCUGUCUUUCUGUCUCUCUUGUUGCCACUGUUGUCUAGCUUUCUCUGCCACAGGGUGUGGCAGAAGGCUUUAAAGUAAAUCUGUCCCCCUGUAAUUCAAAACUAUAACCAGGUGAUCCAUGGAUCUUUGUGCAUGAACUAAAACUAAACUAAGAAGUCCUUCCCUGCCCGUUGACACUGUAGUAAAACCUUUAGACCCUAUACACAGCCUCUGUACAAAGGAGCCAUCCUACUCUUCUGUCAGAUAUCACCCACAUGGGUAACCAGACAAGGGCUAGAAAGAGACCCAGGCUAGGCUAGGCCCGAGGUCAUUUCUGUACAGAGAUUCAGCAGUAGCGGAUGGUUUUCCAUGAAAGGGUUGUUUUAAAUAGGAAAUCGGUGACAGAGUCAAGCUUUCUCAUGUCUUUGAAAAAAAAACAAGGAUUGUGGGUAAUUUUUGAGAAGGAAUCACUGCCAGUACAUCAGUUACAUUAACAUCAUCACUUGUGUCGGAGCUAGGUGGCGUUAAGUGUUGAUGUUCAGUAUUUUCAAUGUGACGUGUGAUUGAAUAAUGUGGGAUGUUUGUUUAUGUUUCUUUGUUUCCUUCUGUCUCUCUUUCUCUGUCUCAUAAAAAAUAUCUCCAUCGUUUUUUUAAAAGUCGUCCGUUUUUUUAUUGUAGUUCUUCCUGAUCUACCCGUAUCUGUGUCUGUUGUUGUGGAUUUAAUGGUGUGAUCUCUCCAUAUUUGGUGCAAGGACGUGAUUGAGAUGUGCCCAGACUAGAAAGCACACAAGCUGAGUUGUAGUAGCCCAGUUUUAACCACAUCACAUUGCAUUUGGUCCUUGGCUGCUCUUAUAUUUGCGGUAGUAGCAUUGCCACACACAUACAAAGGUUGCGUUCACAAGGCUAUUCGUCACAUGCUCCCAAGCUUUGAACUCUCUCUUAAGAAAUGUUCCAGAAUAUAGCCUCCAGAAGAUGUCUUCUUGCAGCAUAAUGCAUCAAUCAAUAUCUAAUGCAGUCGUUUGAUCAGCAUAAUGUUGAACUAUGAAAUUCACCGUUUGGAAAAGAAACAUUACGAGAGACACGAGCCAAGCUUGUGGACGUGACGAGUUAAAUUUAGUGCACACUGUUGUAUUCUUCUGCAAGUCUUAGCCAUCUGCCUCUUUGCCUAUAAGCGACAAUGCUUGUACAUAUCAUGAAGAAGUGCUUGUAAUAUUACCUGUUUUCUUUUCAAUGUGUUUUAUUUUUUAUUUAACAUUUUUUGUAGUAAUGCUUUUUUCAUAAUUGAGUUGUCAAUACGAAAAACGAUGUGGGAUGAUGACAUGUGGACAUGUUUACUGUGUUUUUAAGAAUAAAAAAACAAAAAAAAACAUUC